Molecule: messenger RNA, 1179 nt
Organism: Culex quinquefasciatus (southern house mosquito)
Lineage: Eukaryota; Metazoa; Arthropoda; Insecta; Diptera; Culicidae
Product: venom serine protease-like
Exons: 2
Coding region: 1-1179 (392 amino acids)
Biological process (GO): proteolysis
Molecular function (GO): serine-type endopeptidase activity
Source: RefSeq, a predicted model, not a curated record
AUGAUCUUGUUACGAUCGCUACUGGUGCUCGUCACCACCUCGCUUCCCCUAACCUUCGCCCUUUUCGAGGGCUGCGACCAGCAAUACCAACUGACCUCAACAGCCAACGUCCAGCUCAUCUCCCCGUUCUACCCGAAUCGCUACCCAUCAGGCAGUUCCUGCCGCUACACGUUGAUCGCCCCCUCCGGCUACACGAUCGACCUAACCUGCUCGAUCAAGAUGGACACCACCGCGGGAAGUUCGGCCUGCUCGUCCGAACUCCUCUACAUCUCAAAAGAGGGAUUCCCAUCCGUCGUUGGCAGUGAGUUCUUCUGUGGAAGUGGAACCGUUGCGCGACGAUCGCUCUUCAACAAGAUCAUGAUCGCGUACUCGUCAAGCAGUGCCAGCGCCGCUGGGUCGUUCAGCUGUCAGGUGCAGGUCAAGCCGCAGGACUGCGAUUGUGGAUGGUCAGUUACGCAGAAGAUCGUGGGAGGUAGUACGGCGGGGGUCAACGAGUACACUUCGUUGGUUGGGCUGCUGGACAAGAUCACCGUGAACGUGUUUUGCUCUGGGGUCAUCAUCAAUUACAGGUACAUCCUGACGGCGGCCCACUGCGUGGACAACACUCCGAGUCCGGAUCGUAUCCAAGCCCUGGUUGGCGAUCACAACUACCGGAACGGUCUCGAUACCCCCUACUCUCGGUUGUACGACAUCGAGAGUAUCGUAUGGCACGAGAAUUACGUCGCGUCGACUAGGGAUAACGACAUAGCGGUCCUAAAAACCACCGUGGACAUGGAGUGGACUCGGGGUGUCGGACCAGUUUGUCUUCCGUUCAACUACUGGUACUACGACUUCAACACGCUGCAGGUUGACGUGGCGGGUUGGGGAACUACAAGUUUCGGAGGUCCACAGAGUACGACCUUGCUGAAGACCACCUUGGACGUGAUCGCGAAUGGAAAUUGUCCGGUUCAGUACGUCAACAGUAAGAAGAUUUGCACUUUUACACCUGGUAAGGACACGUGUCAGUUCGAUUCCGGUGGUCCGCUGUAUUUGCGUGGGGUUCAACGGAUGUACACGAUCGGGAUCGUCAGCUAUGGAGGAGCCUGUGCAGCGGCCACUCCGUCAGUGAAUACAAGAAUUACGGCGUAUCUCGAUUGGAUACAGACCAAGACACCUGGAGCGACUUAUUGCGUUAAAUAA